Messenger RNA from Penicillium brasilianum, 1302 nucleotides. The record is from the annotation of a GenBank genome assembly. NCBI's taxonomy places the organism in Eukaryota, Fungi, Ascomycota, Eurotiomycetes, Eurotiales, Aspergillaceae.
AUGUUUCUUCGUUCGCAAGCGAGGGCACUUCGCCAGCAACGGGAGCAGCCUGCUGUGCCCGAGUCUGCGAAUGCUCCCUCAGUCCAGCAAGAUACCCCCACGAUGGAUGAAGGAAUCGUCUCUGCGACCAAUAAUGAUAAGACAGGCCGUUCCAAGUUCAAGACUGGACAUGAAAUGAGCCUGUCGGAUGAUUCGUCGGCCAUUCCCACGGGCCCCGUCCAGCCUAUCACUGGCUCUGCUGGCGCUGCCAAUAUCACUCCGUGCCGUCGUGCUUCUCGCAUCUCUGCGGACUUAUCGAUCACCACACUGCAUGAUACACGGCCUGCCAAACUCUCCUCUCCUUCCAAACGUUUCAAAGAGAAUGACAACCCUGAUCAAUCCGAGCUGACUCCGCGCCGCCGUUCCCUACGGAUCGCGCAGGCCUUGCAAGAUAAUAAUGGCCGCACCGUGGAUAACGUCGAGAAAGAUGAUUCAACUACUGUACCGGUCUUCAACGAAGCAGAACAUGCCCCUCAACCAAGUCACACCCGCCAUCAUCGUUCUCAGCGUAACGUGCAUGCUUUGCAAGACAGCAAUGGCCGUGCCUAUCAUGUCAACAAAAGCGCCUCGACAAGUGCGGAGCUGCUGCCAAAGGAUUCCGAAUCUGUUGUACCAGAUGUCAACUUGGAAGCUCCCAGAGCUCGUCCCGCUCCUGUUCAAAUCCCCUCUCGUGUAAAUGUUGAGGAAGAUGAUAUUCGUCCCGUAUGGCGCAGCCACGCCCGCUUGCCUUCGACCACGGCACGCAAUGAGAAUUCGGAUCCAUUACUUGCUACGAUGAUGCAGUUCCUUUUGGGUCGCCCACCCAUGGAUUCUGGCAAAGGCACCUUCCAACCUGCUUCAAGUGCCCCAGCCAACUUAAGUCCAGUAGUCCAGCUUCAGCCCCAUAUUGAGCGAGGGGACUUCCAUCCGGUCACCAUUCCCGAGGAAGUGACCAACGCAACAGAUCUCGACUUGCCCAGCAGCAGCAAUUCUGGUAACCUCUUCGGACUCGGAUACGGCUAUGGCUAUCAUUUCCCGCAGGGAGAUGAGGAAAGCUUCUUUGAGGCCGAGUUUGCCGCCUACCAGUACGCCCAUGCCGGGGAUAUCGAGGAUUCGGAGACCUACCAUCUCGACGCACCGUCGGCAAUUCACCCGCUCCCCCCUCUGCGCAAUGAAUCUCCCGUCGAGACUGGGGCCAAGGCCAAUGUCGACUCUUGGAAGAAGGAGAAGAGCGUGAACGACUUUGUUGCGUCAAUCAUUAACCUGAGUGAGUUUGAGGACUGA